Molecule: messenger RNA, 2089 nt
Organism: Ceutorhynchus assimilis (cabbage seed weevil)
Lineage: Eukaryota; Metazoa; Arthropoda; Insecta; Coleoptera; Curculionidae
Source: the annotation of a GenBank genome assembly
CAUGCAAAUUAGCAAAUCAAAUAAUUUAAUAUUUGGGAGGAUAUCUUUACGAUAAAGGAUAUGAUUAACAAAUUUAAACCUUCCUAGACACAAUUCCCAUCAAAUUGAAAUGGCAAAAGUGAAUCAGGAUCUCUUGCAAAAAUUCCAAAAAGCCUCUUUGGCCCCAAAGCGCCAAGAAGGUGAUGGUCAUGAAAUUAAGGUUGAAGUACGAGAAGAUGAAGAACAAGCCACCAAACUUCAACAGAUUAUUGAUAUAUUAGUUGCAGCUGGCUAUUUUAGAGCUAGAAUCAAGGGGCUGAGCCCUUUUGAUAAAGUCGUUGGUGGUAUGACUUGGUGUGUAGAAUCGUUGAAUGUGGAUGUUGAUGUGGAUUUGCUGUUUCAGGAGAACUCCACUAUUGGACAAAAAAUUGCAUUGACUGAAAAAAUAGUUGCAGUUCUUCCAAAAAUAAAAUGUCCCCAUAGAAUUGAACCACAUCAGAUUCAAGGUCUGGAUUUUAUUCAUAUUUUUCCUCUGAUACAAUGGCUUGUCAAAGUUUCCAUGGAGGCCAGACAAGAAAAAUUUGCCUUUGUUCGUUCAUAUGCCAUAAACCAAUAUGAAAAAGAAUUUCCUUGUAGAAGUAAAAAUAAUGAAACAGGAAAAAUUAUUGAUGAUAAUCUUAAAACUGUUGAAGAAGUGUACAGACCACGAAGGUAUUAUAAAAGGAAAAAUGCCCCACCUCCUGAUGUACUCUCAAGAUUGAGGAUAACUUUAUUGGAAUAUGGUUUCCGAGAUAGUGGAAAGUCGAAACAGUCAUCUGUUUCAUCUAGUGAAGAGCAACGUAGCCAAAAGGCACAGCCUGCCAACAUCAGAGAUGAUAAACAGAAAUAUGUUGACCAACAUUUAACCAAUUUAACUGCCACAAAAGAGGACAUACUGCAAGAUGAGACAUUAACUGAGGAAGAAAAAGAGACACUUAUUGACCAUUACAAAACUCUGCAUUCUGAACUAAAGGAUGGCGGUAUUCGAUCAAAAGAAAUCCAAGAGCAGACACUACUUGAAAAGCAAAAAAUACUUUCAGACAAUAUCAUUUCAAGAUUGUCAGAGGUCAAACUUAAUAUGAAUGAAGAAAUUGAAAAAGGAAAUAGAUUAUUAUCUGAGACCCGGAUGAAGCAAAAUGAAGCCAAUAGAGCUUUGAAGGAAUUUGCUGAGGAAGAAAGGAAUAAUCCAAGUGAUAUUAAAGAAAUAGAGGAAUUAGUUUUAUUAAAUGACAACCUCAAAAGGAAGGAGGCUAGUUUCAGGGAAAGCUGUAGAAAAGAAAUGGCAAAGCUUCAAAAAGAAAUAGGCGAAAUGAAGGAACUACAAUCACCAAGAGAAUUAACACCAGAGGAGCUCAAAAAUAUAGAAGUAUUGACUGAAAAAGUCAGGUUAGUUAAAUUAAAAUUAGCUAAGAGAAAUCAAAUAGUGGGGAAGCUGCAAAGGCAACUGGAUGAUGUUCCUAAUAGAGCUGAAAUGGCCCAGUAUCAAAGAAGGUUUUUGGAACUGUAUAAUCAAGUGGCUGCUAAGCACAAAGAGACCAAACAAUAUUUUACAUUAUAUAAUACAUUGGAAGAUAAACGUGUCUAUAUGCAGAAAGAAUUAUCGUUACUUAAUUCUAUAGCAGACAAUUAUCCUGAAGCUAUGCAAUCUUUGAGUGGAAAAGAAGAAUUUUUAGAACAAUUUCAGAAAAUUGUUGAUGGAGUUAGAUCAAAUAGAUUAAAAAUAGAAAACAAAGUUUUGGAAGAAAAGUGGAAAAGAGAUCAUGUGGCUGGAUCCCUACAGAAUCUUCUUGAACUCCAACGAGCUUGUGCUAUUGCAGUGAAGCAACUAAGUCUAGAAUGUAAAAAUUACGAAUCUCUUAUGGCAAACGAACAAAAAUAAUAUUGUAGCUUCAAUUAUAUUCCAUCAGAAAUACUAUAAUGGUAAAUACUCUGGAAACUAAAAUGUAUUGUGAUAAUAUUUAAAAGGCUUUAAUAGUGUAAAAAAGCGGUUCGAUGACUGAAUCGGCUUUUUCUUCCUUUUGUACUAUAUAGCGUUAUUUCAAAAUAUAAUGUGAAAAAUCUGAUAUUUUUU